Darwinula stevensoni is the source of this 1391-nucleotide messenger RNA. The record is from the annotation of a GenBank genome assembly. NCBI's taxonomy places the organism in Eukaryota, Metazoa, Arthropoda, Ostracoda, Podocopida, Darwinulidae.
AUGAAUAAUUUCCUUGCCCCAAACAGUGAAAUUGAUGAAGGAGAGAAGACAGAAGAAGAGGAGAAAGAAGGAAGGAAGGAGAUGGAGGGAUCAGGAGUCACCAUGACUGGGAGCACAUCUUCUGGUGAUGGUUCUAUGACAACCAGCAUUUGCACAGAGGUGAAUCGUCGGUCUCCAACAACCAGGAAGCCCAUGGAAGAUGAUGAUGAUAUUCGUGUCUAUGAUGUUCCAAAUUCUCCUCGUCAUGGGAGGGAGAUAGAGCAUAUCACCCUAAUUCAUGGUACCCAGAAAGCACUUGAACUCCUGAAAAAUAUCAAGGACAAGAGUGUGAAGCAAAAUGUUGCAAACAAUGAAUCUCCAGCAGCAACUUGCAAUUACUUUCUGGAUAUGUUUCUCGCUGCCCGGAUCCCAAUUCACGAUAUCCCAUCCCGAGGUUGUGAAUUGGGAACAAGGUGGAUGAAGUAUCCUAUGGAUGGGAUAUCCUGCUUGGAUCAUCGCCUCAAACUCUACUUGGAUGUUAAAGUCUUCAACCAUGAGGAUGAGGAGCCCAGAGUCAUUGCACGGGGAGAGGUGUGGUGCAGCAAGUUGACAUCGCUCCAGCAAUCUCUUCUUGUCUUAUCGACCCAUCGUCUCUAUGUCCUUGCAGUGACUCAAUUUGAGAGUGAUGAGCCUGAACAGUGGCUGCGACUAACUGACUCAUUCCUGAAAGAGGAAGUGAGAGGAGUGUCAGGGAUGGUGGGGGAUCAGGGGUUGAUUAUCUUCACAUCUUCCAUCUAUCUCCUCUUCCUUAUCAAGGAUUCAGGGACCUCCACUCGUGUCAUCAGUGCAUUCACAGGCACAGCAGCAAAGUGCUUGACUGGGAAACCUCCAGUUUCCAUACUCCUGAAGCAUCCUGUAGCAUAUAAGCCAGAGGUUCCAAGUGUUUGGAACACAGAAAUAUGUGGAGGGAUCAUGCAGGUUAGAUGUCGAGUCUGCCGGAGUCCCUUGCUUGAUUCAUCUACGACAAAUAUCCUCACUGCCCAUGGUGAGGCAGCACAUGAAUUCUCCUCAUGCUCCACUCUCAUCCUCUAUCUUCAAGAUGAUCAUCUCCUACCUGAUUGGGUCCUGGAAACUCUGAAUCAGGGAGAGUGGAGAAAAGGGAACCUGAAAUGCCCCAGGUGUUCUACCCGGAUUGGAGGGUUUGAUUUCAUUACAGGUAAUAAGUGCACCUGUGGUACUUAUCUCCUACCACCUGUUUAUGUGGUCAAAUCCAAGGUUGACCUUCAAUAGUCCUGAUGUGACUUGAUUGAGAAACUGCCCUGAGACAAGGAAGGUCAUUAGAUAUGAAAGAAAUCUUGUUUCUGUAAUUUCAUGACCAACAAGUGAAAUAAACAAUGUGCAUCUCAUGUACA